AUGAAGAGAGGAGGAGUCUCAACAGUCGUCCGGGGGAAGCUAGGGCUCGCGGUGGCUGCCAAAGAGGGGUUUUGGUGGGUUUUAGGACUGGAGGGCACGGUGAGGGUGAGGCCUAGAGUGGUGGCCAGCGAGUACUGGCAGCGGAGGCGUGAUGAAGUGGAAAUGGAGGCUGCUUGGGGGAGGGGCUUUGGACGUGUGAUGGUGGGACUUGAACCGGGACCUUUGGAUGGUGGUGAGAGUGAAUAUGAAAGGAGGUGGGGUCGGGCCUAUGGUGGUAGAAGAGGGAAGGUGCAGAGUGAGGCAAAAUGA
Messenger RNA from Sphenostylis stenocarpa, 309 nucleotides. The record is from the annotation of a GenBank genome assembly. Lineage: Eukaryota; Viridiplantae; Streptophyta; Magnoliopsida; Fabales; Fabaceae.